This is a messenger RNA of Contarinia nasturtii (swede midge), 1436 nucleotides long. RefSeq names its product leucine-rich repeat-containing protein 15-like. Gene Ontology annotation, cellular component: extracellular matrix. Gene Ontology annotation, molecular function: protein binding. The record is from RefSeq and is a predicted model, not a curated record. The coding region runs from base 54 to 1322 and encodes 422 amino acids. The transcript is spliced from 2 exons. NCBI's taxonomy places the organism in Eukaryota, Metazoa, Arthropoda, Insecta, Diptera, Cecidomyiidae.
CGAACGUUCAAACGUAAUUCGUUCGUUGAACCGAGUGAAAGUGAUUUCAGUAUAUGGAUUUUAUAAUGAGCAAAUUAAUAUUUUUCGUUGCAAUUUUAUACUGGGCAAGUUACUAUGCAUACGCGAGGCAAAUAUCGGUAACUUGUAGUUGGGGUGAACCAACUACAACUAGAAUCGAUCCAUUUGCCUGUUUCAUCCGCAUUCCAUUCAAGUUAACGCCCAAUGAUACGCUGACGUUUAACAGUGAAAUUGACCCAUCCGAACUAACUAUUAUUAACUUCUGGCUACCGUCCGCUUCACGUUAUCAGUGGGAUAUAACAUUCAUUCCAAAAGGAAUAUUCGAAAGAUUUUCACAUCUAAAAAGUUUCACACUACCAGGUCACGUGGAGAGUAUAUCUCAUGAUGAUUUUAUGCAUGCAGUCAAUCUUGAGCGCUUAUCAUUUGGCAAUCAAUUGAAAGUGAUACCCGGAAAUGUCUUUGAUCGAGUCGCCAAAUUGGAAGUACUUGAUUUAUCGUGGAAUAAAAUCGCAUCGAUUCAUGAAAACAGUUUCAAAGGAUUGAGUAAUUUGCGAACGCUAAAGUUGCACCGAAAUCAAUUGCAAAAAUUUAAAUUACGUACUUUCGAAAAUGUGCCUCUGUUAGAAGAGUUGCUAUUGAAUAAUAAUCAUAUUGAAACCGUUGAGGAUGGUAUCUUAAAAUUACCAAAAUUGAAACAUCUGGAUUUAUCCUACAACAAACUCACCGAAUUGUCGAAUUUAAUUUUCAAAGACUGUCGUAAACUGGAAUAUUUAGAUUUGCGAUCCAAUCAUAUCACAUCAAUCAAACGUUCAGUUUACAAUUUAAACAGUUUGCAACUUUUAAAUUUGGACAACAAUCGAAUUUCUGAUAUUUACCUGCGAGCUAUUGUUCGAUUACCCUCACUCGAAUAUAUAUCGAUGGAAAAUAAUGGAGCCUCACUUAACGAUAACAUUUUUGUGAGUGAAUCAAUGUCCGGCAGCUCGAAAUCAGCGAUAAAGAGCCUUCUGUUGUCGGGAAAUAAUUUGAAAAAUCGUGAAUUACUAGUCCGGCUCUGGUCGCUUGGGCUAACGCAUUUAGAAAAAUUACAUAUUGAUAAUAAUUCCUUUGAAUACAUCGACUUUUAUCCAAUUUAUGCGUUUCCCAAAUUGAAAGAGAUCAACCUGGGCAAAAACUAUUGGAAAUGUGAAUGGUUAGAAGAAACAUUGAAAAAACUCGAAGCAGAUGGUAUCGAAUUGAAUUUGUUUAGUAGCCGUUUUCCCAGCUCAACAUCGUUUAAGCAUAUUAAUUUCAUUCCGUGCAUUUGAACCGGAAAUUGUUGCAAGGAAAAUAUAAUUUGACACCAUUUCUUUUUGUAUUAAGUACAUUUUUUCUAUGUAAGAAAUUAAAAGGACAUAAUAAUAAAAAUAAUAAGAAUUAAA